AAAAAGAAAAAAGCAUGAAAUCUAUACAAGGGUCCAGAUCGGGAAAUGAACAAUACAUCAAUGCUUCUGAUUAUGUAAUCCGGCUUGAUUAUUGUAUAUUUAACAAUAACCGUAAAGGCAUAGGAUUGUAUUUAUCGUGUGCAUGUUGCUCCUUUAUUUUUCUACAUAAAUCGCGUGCUAAUUAUAAUUGUCUGCAAACUUCUUGGUCAUUUUCUUUUAGUAAUGGUCUUUAUUAAGUUCGGUGUAACUGUUUGUUGUGAGUCUGAUGUUAAAUUACGCAUUUUGGGGUCAAAAAAGUGUAUCACUUUUUUCUCGAACACUAUAUAAAGGGCUCCAUAAUACACAAAACCAACUUUUUUCUUUUACUUUUGUGAACAAUAAUAAUAAUAAAACCCCCCUCCCUUCUCUUUUUCUUGCAGAAAAAAAUCAUGUCAAUGAAUGAUAUUCAAAGAAUUCUUUCUCAAACACCUUACUGGAUAAACUUUGAACAAAGCUUGGCACUUGAGAAACCUGAAGAUACAGAUCGUAAAAGAUACGAGAAUUUGUCUUGGAGAUCAUGGCAUUGCAAACAACAAAAGCAUCAUAUUGUCCAGCCUCAAACAGGCCAUCAAAAGUUCUUUUUGUCUGUAGAACAUGACAGUGAAGAAGAGGAGGAAGAAGAAGACGAUUGCUCUUCCUCAUCUUCUUCUCUAUUUGAUGAAGACCAAGAAGAAUGGUACAAUCAACCCAUGAAAGAUGACUUGGUCUUUGAAAAGAUCCAUUGUGAUCGUCACUUGUAUCUGUCUGAAAUAAACAAAACUUCACUUUUGUCACAAAUGUUGCAGAACUCAGCCAACGACAAUCAACAAAACAAUUCACAGCAGCUCUUGAAACGUUGUCAAUCCAAGUAUCAAUGCUUAAAUCAAUGGUUCACAACAAGUGCUUAAUUCUGUUCAUAGCUCCUUUGUAUAUAUACCCUUUUUUCUUUUUCAUACCAUAUUCUGUACAAAAUAAAUCUCUUCCUGCUCAUUUAAUUUGCUUUAAAAAGAAACUAUUGUGCCUGAAUCAUAAAUAGCAGUAUACAAUGAAUGGCAUAUACUUAUCAAGCAGAAGGGGAAGAUAAUCAACUUGCAUCCCUUUCUUUGUCUCCCUUAUUCCUUCAUGACAUUAUCUUUAACUCCUUAUGUGAUAUACAUAAUUAAAAUAUAGUGGUACAAAAUAUAUAU
Messenger RNA from Gilbertella persicaria, 1205 nucleotides. RefSeq lists its product as uncharacterized. NCBI's taxonomy places the organism in Eukaryota, Fungi, Mucoromycota, Mucoromycetes, Mucorales, Choanephoraceae. The record is from RefSeq and is a predicted model, not a curated record. The coding region runs from base 429 to 926 and encodes 165 amino acids. The transcript is spliced from 2 exons.